AAGUCGUAUGUUACCCCACUCUUCUACAUGGAGUAGCGUACAACCCCCAUGCACUCGCACGCACGUGUGGCGGCCUAUAACUCUCUCUCUCCCUUGUCCUCCUGCUGUCCUCCUUCUUCACACAAACCUCUGGUUUCCUAUCCUUAUUGAAUGGGUGAAGAGAACAGCCUUCCUACUGUCGAGGAGUCGACUGAACCUCCUUUAUGUGCCCUACGUAGCGGCAUUCAUCAUCACCAUGGUCCAGAGACCACUGCACGUCAUAGCACCCCCCAACCUCACGACGAGCGCCCUCCGAAAUCGCUCUCGAUUGCCCACACCCUCACGGCCGCGCAGGUUGCGAAGGAACUGGGUGUGGAUAUCCAAAAUGGACUCAGCGCCACCGAAGCGGAAUCUCGCCUUCGGCUCUAUGGACCUAACAAGGUUAAAGGAGCUGAAGGGCUAUCCCUGUGGGAGAUUCUCUUGAGGCAGGUUUCGAACAGCCUCACCAUAGUAAGUACUUUUCUCCCCGGGCGUGGCUGCUUCAUAUCGACGGGUGGGGUGCGCCUGCCAGCAGGCACCUUUGGACGUGGGUUCAGGCGCUGGACGCUAGGCAUUCCUUGGAUCUGAGAUCCACAAGAGCAAGUCUGCCUCUCAUCGGCUGCUUCGACUUCGUAAAUUUCUUCUCAAACGAGGCCGUCCUAGUGCCCAAAGACCGCGAGGACUUUGGCCAAGCAGGCGAUAUGCCCUCCAACCCUGACUAACCUCCAUCCUAGGUGCUCCUCAUUACUAUGGGAUUGAGUUUCGGUAUCAAUGAUUACAUCGAAGGCGGCGUCAUCUCAGCCGUCAUUGUCCUCAACAUCAUAG
Messenger RNA from Westerdykella ornata, 843 nucleotides. RefSeq lists its product as uncharacterized. NCBI's taxonomy places the organism in Eukaryota, Fungi, Ascomycota, Dothideomycetes, Pleosporales, Sporormiaceae. The transcript is spliced from 2 exons. The coding region runs from base 151 to 606 and encodes 151 amino acids. The record is from RefSeq and is a predicted model, not a curated record.